Messenger RNA from Bemisia tabaci, 4444 nucleotides. The record is from RefSeq and is a predicted model, not a curated record. Lineage: Eukaryota; Metazoa; Arthropoda; Insecta; Hemiptera; Aleyrodidae.
UGCUUCCAAGAUUUUGCUUGUAGCUGUAUAAUAUAAAAAAAAAAAAAAAAAGAAAAAAAAAGAAAGAAAGAAAGAUAGUAAGGAGAAACACAUGAAAAGUUGGAUCCAUUUCAUUUGUGCUGCGUAUCCCAAAUUUGAGAGACAUCCGAUGGAAGUCCCGCGGACACCUCGCAAAUGUUAUGGUUUUCCGAGAUAUUCACGGGACGACUCAGGGACAGGUAUUUAAGAAUAUUAAUAUUUUAAAAGCUCGAACAUGCAAACUUUGCAACGAUGUACCUCCGAGACCAGUCUUACACCCAAACUAAAAUUUUUACUGGAGGCUCGUCCCAUUAUAAGGUUUCAUUAAGGCCGCAUACCAUAGAAAUCUUCGGGCUUCCCAAUAAGAGGCUAAAUAAGUCCCUCUUUUGGAGGGGCUCUUUCCUGAUUUGCGAGGUCACUGUGAAAUACUGUAGUAUUAUUUCUUCUAAAAGUGCCAACCAGUGCACGUUAAUUUGAUUUUUACCUAAUUGAGUUUCAUGAAAGUUUAAGACAGUGACUAUUUAUGAUUAGAACAUUAUGUAAUUGUUCAAAUAUACUACUAAGUGUUUUGAAAGUUUGGAGUAUGGUGCUGCAUUUCCACGAAUGAGGAUGGUUUAAGCGAACUUGGAAGAAUCUGGGGUAAGUAUGAAUUUAUUUAAUGUUAAGUGAGUUUAAAAGUUGGAGUAUGUAGGUUGUAACUAUUUCUUAUUUUUCAUUUUCAGAUAAAUACAUGAAGAAACAAAUGAAUGAUGAUUGUUAAUAAGCUAAGCUCCCUCAUUUAAACAUUUCCUUGUUCUUAGAGGGUCCGAAUUAGUUACUCCCUUAUCGUUAUUCAGUUGGUACAGUUUGAACUGGACCUAGAAAACACACUACUCGGACUUUGGUGCAUGUAUCAAAUCAAACAUACAAGAAAAUAGAAAGAGGUGUUAUCAGAUUAAUUGGCAGUUGUUUGCUUUUCAUUGUCACGAGCAGUGGACCAAUUUGCGCCUCUCCUAAAGGCAGCAACAUUGCUCGCGAUCAAACUGUAGCAAGUCCUCAAUCUCUAGUGGACAACUGCACUCAGGUUGCUUCCAAACAGAAAGUAACCAAUUGCCAAUUCAGCUGACGUUAUCUCUAAAUCAAACUAAAGUUUCAUAUUCACUGGAAAGGCACCGGCCCUGGAUGCCAUUGCAAAAUUAAAAACAAUUUCACGUGCUUGCAUCUGCCAACACCUCCAAAAUGUUGAAUUUUCCAGCAAGCAAAGUAAAAAGUUAGAAUUCUUUGAUCUAAAAUAAGCCUGUAACUUCAAUUUGGAGGGAAAAUGUUCGGUAUGUGUGUAGUUAAAAAUCACUUUACCUUGUCUGCUGUGCUUUUCAUGAGGACUGCUGCUUUUCAUAUCAGAUCCAAAAUUCCAUACUGAGUAACUUGAUGAAAGGCCACUUCACAAGAAAAUGUUCCAAAACAACUCAUAAUCAUAAGAUAAUGCCUAUAUGAUUCAUAGCCCAACAAAACACUAAGGUAGGUACUCGCAGCCGUGUCUCCAGGAGCUGAGGCCCAACUGAGAAAUGAAAUUGAAGGCAACAUAACCAUGGAAAGUUGUACUAACACGAACACGAAUUGUGCAGAGAAUAUUCCUGACCGAAGGAUUAUGAUUAUUCCGGAGCAUAAGAGUUCCAUGCUGAUGAGGGCAAAGAUUUCCAUUGGAGAUAGGGGCAUCUGAGUUGUUGCACCAAACUGACCGUACUUACUGCUGCGUGGAAACGAACGGUUUAAUAGCACCACAACGUUGAGUACCUAAUGUUCGCAAUAACCGUAAUCUGUUAUAACACUACAAAGCUGUAAACAAGCUCCACUUUUUCACUGAAUCAAAAGAUUUGCUGACCUCCCGUGUUCUCGCUAACCACCGUCACGAUGCGGAUUCGACUAACUGAACUGAAUGAACGAAACAUAACCUCACUCUCAGAAAGUUUGUUUAUGUUAUGAAUUUGUAGCUAGGGGUCUGCUACAUAGUAAGCUAGUAUUCUCCUGCCCGCAAUAUGGCCGUCCUUCUGCUCCUUCGGCCAAUCACGUUCCUCGCAUCCGCCAACAUCGCUACGAUGAUGUCACUGAGAGAGUAGGCCACAGCUUCUCGAAAGUUUAGAGCGAACAAGACAUUCUUCCACAUGGUCCUCUUAAUGUUAACAUUUUUCAUCUGCCUCCGAGAAUAACAACACCAUGAAGCAAUUUGUAUUAGUGAAAUUUACAGGGCAAGAAGGGGGGGGCGAUAUUGUUCCCCUCCAUUGGAUGGACAAGACUGAAAAAAAAGUUUGGUGGCCGCCGAAAUCUUAUUCUAAUCAAAAAGUUACAGACCUUAUAAAGAAAGGACAGCCGAAAGAAAGAAAUUGGAUUUCCUAUUCAGUACAUCUUCUGUCCAACCAAAGAUACAAUUCCUUUACUAAAGCAGAAAAAGCAUUUCUGGCAAAACAGGCCGAGUUUUUAAAAGCAGCCACAGACACAGAAGAUGACUCCUUAAUUUUAAGAAGGCAUUCGGAGGCAAAGAGGCAAGAGCCUCAAACCUUGUCAUCACCUUUUGUUGGCAAUUCAAAACUCGGUAAUCAAGAAGAGGAGGAUAAAAAUAAUGAUGAUAAAGAUCAGGAUGAUACAGUUAAUAGUAAUCAUGACAAUGAGGAUCAGGAUGAUAUAGUUGAUAGCAAUGAUGACAAUGCUGAGGAUGAAGAAUCGGAUGUUGAGGAAAUUCCACAGGAUAAUGAAUCCGAAGAAAAUCCAAAUGAUGGUGAUCCCAAAGAAAAUCCAAAUGAUGGUGAUCCCAAAGAAAAUGACCACCAGGCAAAAGAUUCAGAGAUUAUCGAUCGACUUGAGCGUAUCGAGAAUAUGAUGCAUAAACACCUAGUGGGCGAUUUUUUUUACGACUAUGAAAUUAUCGAUAAUAUGCUGCCCUUAGACAAUGAUACAAAGCUGACAGAAUUUGAAAAAAAAUGCAUUUCAAACCCAGAAUUCAAAGAAAAAGCUAUCAAAUGGGUGUGCUGCAUGGGGGGGAAAGAUGAGGGGAAAAUAGUGACAAGAUCGCUAAAGCAAAUUCUGACCCCUGAAGUAGCGUCAUUGUUUUCUUAUGAGGGCCGAAAAACCAAGAGGUCUUUUCAAGUUCUUCAGCUUGACAGCAUUUUAAAAACUGCUGCGAAACGCCGGUUGCGGGCUCAGUACGAUGAAGAUGAACUUGAAAGUGCGAUAGUUAACUUCUUGAAGCAUGCGCCAGACCUCAAGCUUGCAGAUCCAGAUGAAAAGGCAGAGGAACCAAAAAAAAAGAAACGGAGGAUCCAGAAAAAAAUGCCAUUCUAUUUCACUGAUGGCUACUCACAGUCCAUCAUUUCAGUGGCUCAGACUUCAAAAGACACAAACAAACCAGCAACUACUGUACAAACAACAAGUACUGCUCAAACAAAUAAGCCCGUAACUGAAAAUACAUCAGCUCAACCAAAUGAGCCAACUAAAGAAAAAACAUCUUAGGUUUUUUCGUUGUUUUUUUUUUUUUUUUAAGUAUUGUUUCUUAUUUUUAUUAUUUUAAUGUUUUCCACAAAUGUGUUCUUUGCAAAGCCAGCUGAACCAGACAUACCUUAACUUACUUUUCUUUUUUCAUGCAUUAGUAUUAUUUCUAUCAGUGUUGCCACUCAGUUUUUUUUCCACUUCCUCUAAAACUCAGGUUUCAAAACGUAAGUGUACCUUUACCUAACUUAUUACUGCAGAACUUGUAUUUCAGUUAAAUUUAACCAACUCAGCUAAGAAAAGCUGCUUUUGGUGAAAGAAUGUCCCUAUUCCCUCCUUUUUACUCAAUCGACAUGCAUUUUCCAGUGCAUUAUUAUUGCUUUAUUGGUUCGCCAAAUGUGUUCUAUGCAAAGCCCAUAUCAAUUUAUUAUUAAACAUAUUUCCAUCGACUUAAUUCAAGUUAAUUUGAUUAUAAGACAUCAAAAAUUAGCUGAAGCAGACAUAGCUUACCUUACUUGUCUUUUUUCGUACAUUAGUAUUAUUUCUUUACUAUUCCUAUUAUUAUUUCUCUAUUGUUACUUGAGAUUCAAUUUAUUCUGUUCUUUAUUAACUCAGCUAAGAAAAGCUACUUUGGGCAAAAGAAUGUCCCUAUGCCCGCAUUUUUACUCAAUCGACAUGCAUUUUCCAGUGCAUUAUUAUUGCUUUAUUGGUUUGCCAAAUGUGCUCUAUGCACAUUACCAUUACCAUUUAUUACUCAACAUUACCAUUACCAUUGCCAUUACCAUUUAUUAUUCAACAUAUUUCCAUCGACUUAAUUCAAGUUAAUUUGAUUAUAAGACAUCAAAAAUUAGCUGAACCUGACAUAGCUUACCUUACUUGUCUUUUUUCGUACAUUAGUAUUAUUUCUUUAUUAUUCCUUUUAUUAUUUCUCUAUUGUUCCUUGAGAUUAAAUUUAUUCUGUUCUUUA